AUGUCUUUAUCUAUUUCCAGCCCAAAGACUUUUGAGGAAUGGAUCAAAGUCACUCAAGAACUCACCAAGGUGAUGAUUGAUGAGAAGGCCAUCCCAGACCCAGGUCGUUUCCCCUACACUGUUGACAAUCAGAUUGAUCAUACCGAGUUUAUGAAGGCAAUCGUUGUUGGAUUCGUUGCCAAGAUACCAGAGGUUGGUGAGAUUGCCAGUAUUUUCAUCGAUGCCAUAUGGUCUGAUGCCAUUGCCCAAGAUGGUGCCCCAUCCAAGCUCUACGAUGGUUUCCGUAUCAUCACGAGAAACAUGAUCAAUGAAGCUGGCGAGAACCAGGACCUGGAGAACUGUACCGGUGAGAUCAGGAAGGUGACCACCGCAAUGAUCGCCUUCUUCCCAGUGUACUACGCAUGGCAAGCCAAGCCACACAAGAAGGCUCGCCGACAAGCAUGCAAGGAACAAUUUCUAAUCCUUGAGAGCAUUGCAGACGGUCUCGUUGCCCUCGAUGAAUCUGCUUUGCGUAAGGACUCUUAUGGAGUUGUAGAACUUGGCAUGUUUGUUGUUGCGGCCACCACCGAGCUCCUUCUACUCAAGGAAGUGAUGGACAAUGGUGUCACUUGGGGUUUCACAGCUGCCCAGAUGGACUCCUACAAGAAAAAGUUAACCGACUACCCACGCCAGUUCACUGACUACACAAUCAAGACCUUCAACAAAGGAAUCGAUUUGAUCAAGUCUCGUACCGCCGAGGACAAGCUUCCAGGCUUUGUGGCAUUCAACAAAAUACUCAAGUUUAGAACUUUCUGCGCUCGCUUCGUAUUUGACUUUGUUGACCUCUGGUCCAUGAUGGAGAACAAUGACCUGUACCCUGACGGCACAUCCUAUCACAACCCUCGCUACUGUUACCUCGAAAUGGUUGGAGUCCCAGUCAUUCCCGAUCGCCCUCAAACAUCCUUUGGUGAUCGAGAUUAUUAUGAGACGAUGCCAUGUGAGGACCUGGAGAAGUGGUUCAACGAUGCAAUGAGGGACCACUACCAGAAGGAGAUCGACCGCAUCAGACUCACUUUUGACCUUCGUCACAGUGGCUUCAUCAAGUCAAUGCAGACGACCUAUAAGGACCCAGGUUACGCGGGCUCUAAGAGAGUCGAGGAUGUUGUUGGUGGCCAACCAAUUGAGGAUAACCACAACUCCUACAUCUUCCUCUCACAUGCCCUAACCGAGAAGUUCACUUAUAGUUUUGCCUUGGUUCCACGCCAACUUUACUUCAACUACCAGACUGUGAUCAGUGACACAUUCCCGACAGCAGACCUGGCCCUAGGUGCUCCAUAUCGUGGUACUGGAGAGUAUACAGAUCAGUAUAGUGACUACUAUUCGAAGAUCCAAGAUAACAAUGACCCAAAGUUGAUAAGUUAUAAUGUGGAUGCCACAAUUCCCAACCACAAGAUUGGUGUGAUUGCAGGACACUGCACCAACUGGGAGUAUGUAACAGACUACUACAGAGAUUCUUGGAACAGCCCUUCAAUCCAUAAGGAUGGUGUCCUGGAUGCUGUGUUGAUUGGAAUGGUUCCCUCAUACACCUUCAAUGAGAACUACAUUAUGCCCAAGGUGUGUACUCUGAUCCCCGUUGCCAAGGUGUCUUACAGAACUGGAGCUUUUUUUGCUCGUGACCACUUGAUGCCCACAGUGCACUCGAUGCGCAUCCCCAACGGCUGCUCCAUCAGUUUCAGGUUCCUCCCAUUUGAUGAUGCCAGCAGAACCUUCUUCCUUGGUGCUCGCUACUUCACCACUGGCACCAACGUCAAGCUCCAAGUUAUCAAUGAAGCCAAGAAGGGUGGUGAGGUCCAUGGUGACUUUGAUCUCGUUCAAUGCACCACCAACAAAGAGCAGACUGUUCCAUACUACAACGUAAUCAAGGACCCGACCAUUUUGAUCACUUUGAAGCCAAAGGCCACCCCUUUUGCCAACGUGAAUGUUUAUUCAUUCAAGGCAGUCGGAGGUGAGGUCUAUGUCAACGCCAUUUCCUUCUGGCCCGGUAUCAAGCUACCCCCGCCUCCUCCUGGAAAGCCACCUGGCAAGAAAACUCCAGCAACCGUGCCAGUUCCAGCAGCCUAA
Acytostelium subglobosum LB1 is the source of this 2100-nucleotide messenger RNA. RefSeq lists its product as hypothetical. The record is from RefSeq and is a predicted model, not a curated record. Lineage: Eukaryota; Evosea; Eumycetozoa; Acytosteliales; Acytosteliaceae. The transcript has 2 exons. The coding region runs from base 1 to 2100 and encodes 699 amino acids. Gene Ontology annotation, biological process: symbiont-mediated killing of host cell. Gene Ontology annotation, molecular function: toxin activity.